AUGGAGCUGACCAACCACACGAUGGUGACUCAUUUCAUCCUCCGAGGGAUCCCCAACACCGAUGGCCUCCAGACCAUCCUCUUCUUCACCUUCUUAGCCUUCUACCUCUGCACCCUGCUGGGCAACCUGCUCAUCUUCUCCGCCGUCCUUGGUGACUCCCGCCUGCACACCCCCAUGUACUUCUUCCUCUGCAACCUGGCUGUGCUGGACUCUGGCAUCUCUUCCGCCAGCAUCCCCAAAUUGCUGGCCAUCCUCUGGGCUAACAGUAAAACCAUCUCGCUGGGCGGGUGCAUGGCUCAGCUCUUCUUCUACCACUUCUUAGCCAGCACCGAGUGCCUGCUUUGUACGGUCAUGGCCUAUGACCGGUACGUGGCCAUCUGCCACCCGCUGCGCUACCUGCUCAUCAUGAACCGCAGGGUGUGCACCCUCCUGGCUGCUGGCACCUGGAUUGCCAGCUCCUUCCAUGCCACCAUCCUCACCAGCCUGACCUUCACGCUGCCUUACUGUGGGUCCAACGUCAUAGACUAUUUCUUCUGUGACAUCUUCCCUGUGGCCAAGCUGGCCUGUGCAGACACGUACAUCUUGGAGACAGUGAGCUUCACCAAUAGUGGCAUGGUGCCCAUGACUUUAUUCGUUCUCAUCCUCGCCUCCUACAUCAGAAUCGCCUACUCCAUCCUGAAGAUGAACGCGGGUGAAGGGCGGCGCAAAGCAGCCUCCACUUGCGCCUCCCAUCUGGUGGUGGUGACCAUGUUCUUUGGGCCUUGCGCCCUGAUCUACACUCAGCCAGGGAUGAGUGAAGUGCUGGUGACCCCUGUGGACAUCUUUGGCAACCUGGUGACACCCAUGCUGAACCCAGCUGUCUACACUCUGCGCAACAAGGAGGUGAAGGCGGCUCUGCGGAAACUAGGAGGAGGCCAGAGAACUGCAGGCUGA
Messenger RNA from Pelodiscus sinensis (Chinese soft-shelled turtle), 933 nucleotides. RefSeq names its product putative olfactory receptor 10D4. Gene Ontology annotation, molecular function: G protein-coupled receptor activity; olfactory receptor activity. NCBI's taxonomy places the organism in Eukaryota, Metazoa, Chordata, Testudines, Trionychidae. Gene Ontology annotation, biological process: G protein-coupled receptor signaling pathway. Gene Ontology annotation, cellular component: membrane. The record is from RefSeq and is a predicted model, not a curated record.